Molecule: messenger RNA, 2028 nt
Organism: Entamoeba nuttalli P19
Lineage: Eukaryota; Evosea; Mastigamoebida; Endamoebidae
Product: cullin family protein
Exons: 1
Coding region: 1-2028 (675 amino acids)
Biological process (GO): protein ubiquitination; ubiquitin-dependent protein catabolic process
Cellular component (GO): cullin-RING ubiquitin ligase complex
Molecular function (GO): ubiquitin protein ligase binding
Source: RefSeq, a predicted model, not a curated record
AUGAACAUUGAAGAAAUAGCACAAAAAGGUGUUUCAUUAGCGUUUGAAAGAAAAAUGAAAUUACAAGAAGUUGUAGAAAUAAAUUUUCAAUUUAGUGAAUAUAUUAUAUCAAAUCCAGAAGAAAAGGCAAGAUUAAUUAAUCUUAUUAUUUCAGAUGUUAGUAAAACAGUUAAAAAACUCAUUGAACCUUUUUAUUUAAAAGGAGAACAUAUUCAUGAAUUAAUUGCAUGGAUUAAAGAUGUUAAAAAACAAUUUGAACAAGCACAAGAUAAUAUUAAAGGAAUGUUUUGUAUAUUAUCAGAUCAAAGAAGAUUAAGAGUUGGUAUUUCAUUUGAAAAAGAAUUAAAGAAAUGUUGGGGAGAGAGUGUUAUUAAAGAACUAGAGAAAACAGAUAUUAUUGAAUGGUUAAAAAAGCAAUUAAAAGAGAUUAAAGAAAAAGACAAAAGUUAUCCAUCUGCUAUUGGAGAAUUAAUUUAUUUUUUAAAAGAAGUAAUAAGUUGGCAAUUUGGAGAAAAAGUUAGAGAGAAGUUAAAUGAAUAUAUAAGAAAUGAUUUUAACAAUGAUUUUAAUGAAGCAAGACAAAGUGGUGAAUAUAUUAAGAAAAUUAAUGAGUUAAUGAAAAAAGAAAAUAAAGUAUUACAAACACUAUUAAAGGAAGAUGAAGUUACAUUAAGAAAAGAAAUGAAUAACAAAUUUGUAUUUAUUGAAGAAGUCAUUUGUGGAUUAAAGAAAUAUUUUGAACAUUCUGACAUUCAUGGAAUAAAGCAGAGUCUUCAACUAUUACAUCUAGUUUCAUUGAAAGAAGAUAUUAUUAAUAGUUUUAAGUCUCUUUGUAAUAGUGGAAGUAAACAAUAUAUUAAAAAAUUAUUUGAUUGCUUUAAAGAAUUUAAUGCAGAAAAAGUAUGUGAAACAAUAAUGAUAUUUGAUGAGAUUCAAUCUGAUAGUAUUUAUGGAGAGUCUAUUAUAAGUGGAUUAAAAGAAGGUAUUGCUUCUUCUGAUUGUCUUCUUAAAAAUGGUGAUACUAUUCAUGUUAUAAUGACUAAAUAUGCUUUUCAAAUUAUAGAUAAUUUUAAUGAAACAAAAAUUAUUCAAUUUAUGAAAUCACUUAUUCUUCUUCCUUCUAGAGAUAUUUUUGAAAGUUUAUUCUGGAAAACUCUCUAUGGAAAAAUUGUUUCAGGAAAAAUAAAAAGUAUUGAUACAAUAAAUGUUUUUGUUAAUUAUCUUAAACAAUAUUUUGGAAAUUCUACCAUUUCAAGAAUAUCAAGUCUUAUCCAAGACUAUAUCACUUCAUUAGAAUUAGUUAAACAAUUUAAAGAAAAGAAUAAGUUAAGUGUUGAACAGAAAAUAAAAUUUGAUGUUAUUGUAUUUGGAUUACCUCAACAUGAAAUCAAUUCUAUUGUUCAUUUACCUCCUUCAUUAGAUACUAUUUUCCAACCAUUUAAACAAUUUUAUUUAGAAAAAUUUCCAAGUAGAAGAAUUAGUAUUCAACCAGAACAUUCAUUAUGUGUAGUAUCAUUUAGUUUUAAUAAUAAAACUUUAUUAUAUUGUACAACUAUUCAAUAUUGUAUAUUAUAUCAUUUUCAUUCAAAAUAUGAAUGUUGUAUUGAAGAAUUAUCAAAGUCAAUUGAAAAUAGAACUUUUUUAUUACAAGUAUGUGAUAAUCUUGUUGCUCAUGGAAUACUUAUUAAAACAGAAGAUACUUAUAAAAUAAAUAAUAAUUAUCAACCACAACAUACUGUUACUAAUAUUACUAAACUUAUUAAAACUACACCUCAAAUGAAAUUACUUGACAUUAAUGAAGAUGUAGAACAAAAACGAUCAAUUCAGCUACAAUGUUCAAUUAUUAAAAUAAUGAAAAGAGAAAGACAAAAACUUAUAUCAAAUUUAAUAAAUGAAGUUGUUAUUGAAGUUUCAAAUUCAUUUACCCCAACAAUAUUAAUGAUUAAAAAAUCAAUUGAGUAUUUAAUUCAAAAAGAGUAUUUAAAAAGAAAUGAAAAUAAUAGCUCAAUGAUUGUUUAUUUAGCUUAA